This is a messenger RNA of Lactuca virosa, 2028 nucleotides long. The record is from the annotation of a GenBank genome assembly. NCBI's taxonomy places the organism in Eukaryota, Viridiplantae, Streptophyta, Magnoliopsida, Asterales, Asteraceae.
AUGAACUCCCAAAUCCUUUCUUGGUGUCCUUCCUUUCUAACCAUAGUCAACUUGUUAAUUCUCAUUGUAGCUCAAAGAGCUUCAAGCAGCCUCCAUGAAUCUUAUGAAAAUUGUGACGACUCAUUCACUUGUGGGACUAUUUCCAACAUCCGAUAUCCUUUCUUGAAACACCAAGAUCCCAUCUACUGUGGGUAUCCAGGCUUCGAGCUCGACUGUAAUGGCAAAAAUGCCCCUAGUAUCGACAUAAACAACAUGACAUACCAUGUUCUAAGCAUCGAUCAAACAUCCAAUAUGUUAAAGAUCGUUAGAGAAGAUGUGAAGGAAUCGAUAUGUCCACAUGAUUUCGUCAACACCACCAUUAAUCACAACCUAUUCGAUUACUCUCCAGCUUACAUGAACAUCACUUUCCUUUACGGAUGCCCAGAUUCUUUCAAGCUUCAUGGGGUUCCUCUUGAUUCAUUGUCUUGUGAUGACAAUGGGAUUGAUAAAGUUCUUGUUUUGCCCGGGGAACAAGGCCCUGGAAUCUGUAAUCACAGUGUCAUUGUCCCGAUUCCUGUUAUGGCAAUUGAAUCAACAGGUCUGGUGAAUUCAACCGGUUUGGAUCAAGUUCUCCGGGGAGGAUUUGAGGUUAACUGGAAACUCGAUGCCACUAAUUGCAGUCAAUGCACUCAGUCAAAUGGUCGUUGUUUCUACGAUUAUGAUUCAAAUCGAACUUCAUGUGCAUGUUCUACUGAACCUUUCAUCGCAGAAACCUGCACCAUGGCUAACGCAACCCAAACCAGUUCUUCGUCAAAGAAAAAAUCCAUGAUUAUAGCUCUUCCUAUCACCGGCGCCAUUCUUGCUGCCAUUGGAAUUGUCUCCGGACUCUUUGUUUGCAGAAAACGGAAGAAACGGUAUCCCACCGGAGAAGAUGAAGAAACUCAGAACAAAGAAAGUGCGACGGUUGUUUCAAGCAAAGGAGUUGCUACCACUUUUCCGGCGAGCAUUACUUCUUAUUCUUCUUCAACAACGGAAUUGGGAACCAGCACCUAUUUCGGAACUAGGGUUUUCACUUGCGAUGAACUUGAAGCAGCUACCGGUGGCUUUGACGAUUCAAGAGAACUCGGAGAUGGUGGUUUCGGCACUGUUUACUAUGGUAAGCUGAUGGAUGGUCGAGAAGUGGCGGUGAAACGCUUAUACAAGAACAGUUUCAAGCGUGUGGAACAGUUUAUGAAUGAGAUCGAGAUCUUGACGAUGUUAGAUCACGAAAACCUUGUGAAAUUCUAUGGAUGCUCUUCAAGAAGAAGCAGAGAACUCCUCUUAGUUUACGAGUACGUUGCUAAUGGCACAGUCGCCGAUCAUCUUCAUGGGAAAUUCGCCAACUCGAACUCAAAUCUGAACUGGAGAUUGCGGUUGAACAUCGCGUUAGAAACAGCCGAAGCAUUAGCAUACCUCCAUGACUCCGACAUCAUUCAUCGUGAUGUUAAAACCUGCAACAUUCUUCUAGACGAAAACUUCAAAGUCAAGGUUGCUGACUUUGGGUUGUCGAGAUUAUUUCCGUUCAACGUCACACAUGUCUCCACCGCGCCACAAGGGACGCCGGGAUACGUGGAUCCGGAGUAUUACCAGUGCUACCGGUUGACAGAUAAGAGCGACGUUUAUAGCUUCGGGGUGGUGUUGAUGGAGCUCCUAUCGUCGUUAGAAGCCGUUGACACGAGUAGACACAGGCUUGAUAUUAACUUGGCUAACAUGGCUAUUGACAGGAUUCAAAAUCGUCGGUUGGGUGAGUUGGUUGAUAAGAGAAUUGGGUUCGAGAUCGAUGGUGGUGUGAGGCGGAUGGUGACGUUGGUGGCGGAGUUGGGUUUCUGGUGUCUGCAGGUUGAGAAGGAUAUGAGGCCGACGAUGAGAGAAGUGGUGGAGAAUUUAAGAGGGAUACAGAAUGAGAAGAUGAAUGUUCAAAAACCAGAGGUGGUUGACAUUGUGGUGGAGGACGGUGGUAAUCCGCCUUCAUCUGAUUCAGGGAUCACCGGCAAAUUGGUUGAGAGUUAG